This is a messenger RNA of Cyprinus carpio (common carp), 2199 nucleotides long. RefSeq names its product major facilitator superfamily domain containing 2a-like 2 (gene mfsd2al2). Gene Ontology annotation, biological process: carbohydrate transport. Gene Ontology annotation, molecular function: symporter activity. The transcript is spliced from 11 exons. Lineage: Eukaryota; Metazoa; Chordata; Actinopteri; Cypriniformes; Cyprinidae. Gene Ontology annotation, cellular component: membrane. The record is from RefSeq and is a predicted model, not a curated record. Bases 886 to 2073 code for a protein of 395 amino acids.
UAAUGAUCAUUUUAAAAUCUUGUAUCUAACCUUGCUACUGCAUAUUUCCAUAAAAGUUGUGGAAACACUAGCCUUCUCUUGUGCCCAACUCAUACAUAUUGUGUGGAUGGCACAAGCAUCCGGAAAAAACCUGGCUUUAAUUCUUUUGUCCAAAGGGCAAAGUGAUGAAUACGGAUCAGUGUAGCUGAGGAGAGAAACUGAGAAGCUUUGGUUCUGGUAGACCUGACUAUAGCUGAAUUACUUUAAAUUGUAGCAUGACAAAGUACAGUAUCAAAAUUGCUUCUCCAACAUUGAAUAAAACUAUGUAAAUCACUCCCUCUGUAAUGUGCACAAUAAUGGUUGCCGGCCAUUUUGCAAUCACUUUAAAUAUGCCUGUUUAUACUUCAGUUUGGUAUUUCAAACUAAUAAACUGAUAUCUGAUUCAGUAGCUCCCACUUGAAUCCCUCAGCAAGACCUAAUUUGUAAAAAAAAAAAAAAAAAAAGGCAGUAUGAUUUUAUUAAAAAAAAAGAACCUUCUUGAUAUACUGAAAUUCCGAUAAGGUUUUUUUGGUCUCUAACUGAAACACUCUCCAAAUGAAAUCUAGAAUGUUAUCCAACAAAUAAAAUAAAAAAUAAAAAUUAAUUAAAAAAUAAAUCACUGUUGUUCUAUAAAUCCUGUUUACUUUGUAAAAGUAGUCCGUAUGUGAUUGACAGCAGCUCUAGUUACAGUGUGGGAGGAUCAGUGAACUCAGGGUUCAGCUGGACUAGUUUCACUGCUUUCACUGCUCUUAGUAUUCAACAGAAACUAGUGAAACCAGCAGAAGAAGCAAAUGAUGGUAGAUGCAGUUAUGAUUAAAGACUAAUAAAACAGACAACCAAAGACCAAUCACGCUGACUGACCACAAUAUGCCAACUGCUACAACACAGAGUGUUUUCACCUGUAUCAGUGAUGAACACGGCAACAGAGAAAGACAAGAGACAUCUGUGAGGCUUCCCCUUUCCAGAAAGCUGUGUUAUGCAGUAGGUGGUGUACCGUAUCAGAUGACCAACAUUGCUAUGGGAUUUUCUCUACAGAUCUUUCUGUUAGAUGUAGUGCAGAUGGAGGCUUUUUCAGUAUCUCUGAUUCUGUUCAUCAGUCAUGCCUGGGAUGCCGUGACUGAUCCAGUUGUUGGGUAUCUAGUGAGCAGGAGUAGCUGGACCCACAUCGGCAGACUCCUUCCAUGGGCUGUGCUGUCAAUGCCAUUGGCCAUUCUCGCUUACAUCUUCCUUUGGUUCAUACCCCAUAAUGCUGUGAGUUCAGCAUUCAGUGUGCCCUGGUACCUAACCAUCAGCUGUCUUUUCGAGACCUUCAUGAGUUGUUACAGUGUUCCAUACACAUCCCUCAACAUGUUUCUGGGAGGAGAUCAACAAGACAGAGACUCUGCCACAGCUUACAGGAUGAGUGUGGAGGCGUUUGCUAUGCUGAUGGCAGCUGUGAUUCAGGGUCAGGUGCUGUGGGUGUAUAACAAAGACAGAGAUCAAGCCUGUCUGAUUGUGGACCAAACACCGGAUCUCCCACACAGCGCUGCACUGCAUGAAACUAGAAGUGCCUUUAUGAUAUCAGCACUGGUCAUGAGCGCUCUCUUCUUUGUUUGCUGUAUGGUGCUGUUCCUGGGGGUCAAAGAACAAAGAGGGCCUCUCUGUGGUCAGAGUCACAUGCACACUACAUACCUGAAUACUGUGAAGAAGCUGAUUGGCCAUGUUUCAUACCAGCGUCUGGUCCUCGGCUUCCUCUUCUCCACUUUAGCUUUUCAGAUGUCUUUAGGGAACUUCACACUGUUUUGCACUCACGUUGCUGGCUUAGGAGCUCAGUUCCAGUAUCUCAUGUUAGCUAUACUGGUGUCCGCUACCAUAUCAGUGCCAGUGUGGCAGAUGACGCUGGUGAGGCUGGGCAAGAAAACUGCACUUUUUAUAGGUCUGCCUCUCCUCAUUCCAGGUCUACUGGUCCUAGUUGCCAUGCCAGAGAACUUUCCGGUGUGCAUGGUUAUGUGUGUUUUGGCAUGUGAAAAAAAUCAUGUGAAUCAUGUGAAUCAACUAAUUUUUAAGACAUGGUAGUUCAAGUUGUAAAAUGUCAUGUGGUGCAGCCUUCAAAAAACGUAUGAAUUAUUUAUUUAUUUAUUUAUUUAUUAAUUAUUAUUUGGAAUUAAAGAAUUAUUUAAAAUAUAUAUAAUAUUUAAGAUG